Haliaeetus leucocephalus (bald eagle) is the source of this 1786-nucleotide messenger RNA. It is a transcript of the gene ETNPPL, whose product is annotated as ethanolamine-phosphate phospho-lyase. Gene Ontology annotation, molecular function: transaminase activity; ethanolamine-phosphate phospho-lyase activity; pyridoxal phosphate binding. The coding region runs from base 5 to 1510 and encodes 501 amino acids. The transcript has 13 exons. Lineage: Eukaryota; Metazoa; Chordata; Aves; Accipitriformes; Accipitridae. Gene Ontology annotation, cellular component: mitochondrion. The record is from RefSeq and is a predicted model, not a curated record.
CGGGAUGGAGGAGCGGUACAGCAAGGCCGAGACCCUCGCCCUGCGGAGGAAGCACAUCGGGCCUUCCUGCAAAGUUUUCUUUGCCAAGGACCCUCUGAAGAUAGUGUGUGCUCAGGGCCAAUAUAUGUUUGAUGACAAAGGAGAAAAAUACUUAGACUGUAUCAACAACGUUGCUCAUGUCGGCCACAGUCAUCCACACGUGAUAAAGGCUGCAACAAAACAGAUGGAACUGCUCAAUACAAAUUCUCGGUUCCUGCAUGACAACCUUGUUCAGUACGCACAGCGUCUUACAGCCACCCUGCCCGAGAAACUCUCUGUUUGCUAUUUUGUUAACUCUGGGUCUGAAGCAAAUGAUCUUGCUUUACGACUGGCUCGGCAGUACCAUGGGCACCAAGACGUGAUCACCCUUGAAAAUGCUUACCAUGGCCAUGUUACAUCUCUGAUUGACAUCAGUCCCUAUAAAUUUAAUCAGCUGGGAAAGGACAGCAAGAAGGAGUUUGUGCAUGUGGCUCCUUCUCCAGAUAUCUACAGAGGAAAAUAUAGGGAAGACCACCCAGAUCCAGCAAGUGCUUAUGCUGAAGAGGUGAAAAAGAUUAUUGAAGAAGCACAGAAGAAUGGACGUAAGAUUGCUGCCUUCAUAGCCGAAUCCAUGCAGAGCUGUGGAGGCCAAGUAAUUCCACCUGUGGGCUAUUUCCAGAAAGUGGCAGAGUAUGUGCGUGCAGCAGGUGGACUGUUCAUAGCUGAUGAGGUCCAGGUUGGCUUUGGCAGAGUUGGGAAGCAUUUUUGGGCGUUCCAACUGCAAGGCGAAGACUUUGUGCCUGACAUUGUCACCAUGGGAAAGCCCAUUGGCAAUGGCCACCCUAUGUCUUGUGUGGUCACAACAAGGGAAAUCGCUGAAAGUUUUGGUGCCUCUGGAAUGGAGUAUUUCAAUACAUUUGGAGGCAAUCCAGUGUCUUGUGCUAUUGGUUUGGCUGUGCUGGAGGUAAUAGAAAAAGAAGAUCUCCAAGGAAAUGCUACACGCGUAGGAAAUUACCUCCUGGAAUUGCUGGCUGAGCAAAAGGAGAAACACCCCUUAGUGGGAGAUAUCAGGGGUGUUGGAUUGUUUGUUGGAGUGGAUCUGGUGAAAGAUCAACAAAAGCGAACACCAGCCACAGCUGAAGCCCUUCACCUUAUUUACAAGCUGAAAGAGCAUCAAAUCCUUCUUAGUGCAGAUGGACCCCACAGAAAUAUACUAAAAUUUAAACCACCAAUGUGUUUCACAAUGGAAGAUGCAAAACACGUAGUGGAGACAAUUGAUGCACUUCUCACAGAAAUGGAAGAGGCAACUGGAAUGAAGACAGAAAAUAAUGCAUCUAAAAAUGCACAGUGUAAAAGAAAAACAACUGAAGGGAGUUCUCAACCAGAAGGUGCAAAUGAAAGCAUCGGCCAUAUGAAUGGAGCUGCCUGCAGACAAGAAAAUGGGCUUUAUUCUAAAAAACCCUCGCUGUCAAGUAAAAGAAUAAGAACAUGAAGAGGGAAAGUUUCCUCAUUCAGUUUGAAUUUGUGUCCAGCUUGCUUUUGAGAGGAAGAGUGCAAUAGUCCAAGUCUUAGGAUCUGUUUGAAGCCUAGUCCUACUUUCAUAAACUGGCUGAAUUCCUAUUAGCUUCAAUAGGAGUUUAAAAUACCUUUUCAGAUACAUGAGACCUGCACCACAUGGCUUGAAAUCUAGAAGUGACAGAAUAGACAAGUGAUAUAGAAAUACCUUAGUGCUGAUGGCAGGCUUGUCAUAGGUACACAAACUCAGUGA